UGUUCUUGUUUCUCAACUAAUCCCAUUAAUGUCUCUGCAUUGAAUGCUGCUUGGAUUUAAAGAACCCAGCUCCUUUCCCUGCAAAAAUAUUACUUUUAGAGAGAGAAACUUGUAUAUGGUUUCUGGUUUUUGAGAGGUUUUUCAACCACCUCUGAUCACUGCAUUUAUGUUUGUACAUCUGGUGGUUAUAGUGAGAGAAAAACACAAGAGAAGAGAGAGAGACGGUGACAUUCAAAGAAACAGACUGGCCUAGUAAUUGCUUUUCUGAUACUUUCACCUAUAAAUCUUCUCUACUCUCUCUCUCUCUCUACUGCAUGUUCUCCUUUUUGUAACUCUCUCUCUCUCUCUCUCUCUCUCUCUCUCUCAUCUUUCUUUUUCUGUUUCAUGAGCUUGUUUGUCCAUACGACAAUGGUGAUCUGUUGAAGAACUGCAAGAAACUCAGUCAAAUCAACCAACCCACUGUUGUUUAAGGAAAAUUUACUAUGGAUGUGUCUAUAAUAGCUCUGCUGCUGUUCACGGCUGUAACUGCCUACCUGCUGUGGUUCACCUUCAUCUCACGGUCAUUGAAGGGUCCACAUGUCUGGCCCUUAUUGGGCAGCUUGCCGGGGUUGAUCGAGAACAUGGAUCGCAUGCAUGAGUGGAUCGCAGACAAUCUUCGCGCGUGUGGUGGCACGUACCAAACCUGUAUAUGUGCCAUACCAUCCCUAGCUCGGAAGCAAGGUCACGUGACUGUCACGUGCGACCCGAGAAAUCUGGAGCACAUACUGAAAACCCGGUUCGACAAUUACCCCAAGGGUCCCACGUGGCAAGCUGUAUUUCAUGAUCUACUUGGCCAAGGCAUCUUCAACUCUGAUGGUGACACGUGGCUGUUUCAGAGGAAGACUGCCGCGCUCGAGUUCACAACUCGGACUUUGCGCCAAGCCAUGGCUCGGUGGGUGAACCGAGCCAUCAAGCUUAGAUUUUGUCCGAUACUCGAGGCGGCUCAGUUGGAAGCCAAGCCGGUCGAUCUCCAAGACCUCAUGCUCCGGCUCACUUUUGACAACAUAUGCGGCUUGGCUUUUGGACAAGACCCGCAAACCCUUGAGCCAGGGCUCCCCGACAACAGCUUUUCAUCAGCUUUUGACCAAGCCACCGAAGCCUCGCUGCAACGGUUUAUAAUGCCAGAAGUCUUGUGGAAGCUGAAGAAAUGGCUUCGGCUGGGUAUGGAAGUCAGCUUGACCCGAAGCCUUGUACACGUGGAUGAGUACUUGUCCAACAUCAUUAAUACACGUAAGCUGGAAUUGAUGAGUCAGCAAAAAGAUGGUAACCCUCAUGAUGACUUGCUCUCAAGGUUCAUGAAGAAGAAAGAGUCCUACUCGGACAAAUUCUUGCAACAGGUGGCACUCAAUUUCAUCCUAGCUGGACGCGACACAUCAUCGGCCGCCCUGAGCUGGUUCUUCUGGUUGGUCAUCCAAAACCCAAUUGUCGAAGAGAAAAUAUUGCGUGAAAUUUGCACCGUCCUGAUGGAGACACGAGGCGAUGAUGUGUCAGAAUGGGUUGAUGACGAGGCACUUGGGUUCGACGAAGUUGACCAGUUAGUAUAUCUCAAAGCUGCCUUGUCGGAGACACUCCGGCUAUACCCGUCGGUCCCGGAGGACUCGAAGCAUGUCGUGGCCGAUGACGUGUUGCCAGAUGGCACAUUUGUGCCGGCCGGAUCGUCGGUCACAUAUUCGAUAUAUUCAGCGGGGAGGAUGAAGUCAACGUGGGGGGAUGACUGUCUAGAAUUUAAGCCAGAGAGGUGGUUAUCAGCUGAUGGAAAGCAAUUUGUGACGCAUGACCCAUUUAAAUUUGUGGCGUUUAAUGCCGGUCCAAGGAUGUGUUUGGGGAGGGACUUGGCUUAUUUGCAAAUGAAGUCAGUGGCAGCAGCGGUUUUACUCCGCCACAGGCUGACGGUGGUGCCGGGCCACCGGGUGGAGCAAAAAAUGUCGCUUACAUUGUUCAUGAAGUAUGGGCUCAAGGUUGAUGUGCACCAAAGGGAUUUGAGAGAAAUUGUGGCUAGUAUUAAGGAGAGAGAGGGUGAGUUGCAUGGGAAAGAGACUCCUAACUACUUUUAAGAGUUGGCGGUGGCCGUGGCAAUGGGCAGUGGUGGUGGUGGCCGCGGCAGCUAAGGGUGGUGGUGGGUGGUGCUCUUUGAUCUUAUAGAUAUAUUUCAUUCAUUGUUAUGACAGAGAGAUGCAAUUUGUAAGAAGAUAGAGAACUUUCAUAACAGUUAUUAUUUUGUUUUUUGUUUGAUUACUUUUGGUGAAGUGUCUCUCAUUUCCUUGAUGUAGGCAACUUUGCACAAUCCUUAUUUUUCUAUUUAUUUGAUCCAGUGUAAUUUUGGUUCUUUCCUAUAAAUAAAAACGGACUAGUUUAAAUCAAA
Messenger RNA from Camellia sinensis, 2401 nucleotides. Its product is annotated as cytochrome P450 86A8. Gene Ontology annotation, molecular function: iron ion binding; oxidoreductase activity, acting on paired donors, with incorporation or reduction of molecular oxygen; monooxygenase activity. The record is from RefSeq and is a predicted model, not a curated record. Lineage: Eukaryota; Viridiplantae; Streptophyta; Magnoliopsida; Ericales; Theaceae.